Messenger RNA from Protopterus annectens (West African lungfish), 7654 nucleotides. RefSeq names its product fibrinogen-like protein 1. The record is from RefSeq and is a predicted model, not a curated record. The coding region runs from base 84 to 1073 and encodes 329 amino acids. The transcript has 8 exons. NCBI's taxonomy places the organism in Eukaryota, Metazoa, Chordata, Ceratodontiformes, Protopteridae.
CUCAAAUUUCAAGGGAAAAUAUAUUUCAGACUGAUCGUUUUAUUUUCCAGCACCAGAUUUAAAGAUCUCAUGACGAGAAUACAAUGACAUUCUGGUUGUUUCUACUGAUGCUGACUUCCAGUUUAGCAAACUACAGACCUUCAGAAAGUGAAAUCUGUAAACUAGACAUCAUAAAGCUUCAGCGACAGAUCUUAAACCUCCAGAAUUACCUGCUGCUGGGAGAGUGGAAAUUGAAGGUUCUACGGGAAAACAACUACCUCUGGGUAAAAAGCAGAAUAUUUAGCUUCAACAAAAACAUGACGAAGGCAACAAAGUUACCCAGUACUAGUGGUAACUUAAUUGUCUAUGAUGAAGAUUGCACUGCAGUAUAUAACAGUAGAAAAACAACAAGUGGAUACUAUCGAAUCAAGCCCAAAUCCAUUGCCGAACCCUUUUUAGUAUACUGUGACAUGUCUGAUGGUGGUGGAUGGACUGUUAUUCAAAGGCGCAGUAGUGGCAAAGUGAAUUUUAACAGGAGGUGGCGUGAAUACAAAACUGGAUUUGGAUUAUUUGAAACCAAGGAUGAUGAAUACUGGCUGGGAAAUGAUCGCAUCCAUGCCCUUGCAACCAAUGGUAAUUGCCUGCUAAAAAUUGAGCUCCAAGACUGGAAUGGUGAGAGCAGGUAUGCCUUCUAUGAUGACUUUCAAGUAAAAGAUCAAAAGGACCAUUACAGGGUAUGGUUUGGUGCAUACUCUGGAAAUGCAGGCGAUGCAUUCUCUGGUGGAACGAAUGUUGUCGCUCAGUGGUCUGCAUCUCACAGUGGAAUGAAGUUUUCAACCCCAGACAAAGAUAAUGAUCGUUAUCACCAAGGAAGCUGUGCUAAGGAGAGCAGUUGUGGCUGGUGGUUUAACAGGUGUCACGCAGCUAAUCUUAACGGGAAGUAUUACGUAGGUGGAAACUACACAGGAAAACAUGACAAUGGAGUGAUAUGGUCUACCUGGCAUGGAUACUGGUAUUCACUGAAGUACACAGCCAUGAAAAUCAGGCCUCUUUCCUUUAUGGACAUGAUAGGCAGUGGAGAUGGAGCAAAUUGAAUGCAAUCAAUUCUCUGUUCAGUCAGAGCUGUAACAAUAUUUGAACUGCAUUUUGGGUAGGCUCGUGCAUUUUUAUACGUGUAAAUGAAGUGCAACCUCCGUGUUUAUCAUUCUACAACAACAACUAAAUGUUGUGGACUGCUCUAUACUAGUGGUUUGUCCAGCUAUUUUUAGUGCAGGUGCCUGAUGGGUAUUCUGUCAGACUGAUAUGAUACUGUCUCCUUUUGUUGCUGCUUUUUUUUUUUUGCUAAACUGAAUGGCUGUGUGACCAUGACUAAACUAUCAGUUAUAGUUAUUUAAAGUUCUUUGUUCCCUAUAACUCUCUCCUGAGAUCAUAUUACGUCCUUGUAUGUCUCCAUUAUUUAAGGAGGAGCAUUCUAAUUAUUUCUGCAGUACAAUAUACAGAGUUAGUAUCUGCAUCCCCUACCUUUAACUGCUGUUAUUGCCAGGUGGAUUCAGUACUGCACAUGCACAGACUGACUCCCACUAAAGUGGAAGGUGUAGCACACUUCACUCCCUGCCAUCCCCAUUCCUCACUCGUUCGACCUCUCUCCAUGUUUAUACUGUUCGGUUGCUACCCAUUAACCAACUAAAGAGCAUACCCUCUUUAACUAUACACCCACAAUUAUCCACUCAAUUUUAAAAACACCUUUUAAGCCAUCACAAACAGCUCACCCGUAAUAAUGCUUGCAUUCAGUCCAGUAACUGCCCAGACUCUUUAGCACUUAGCACAUACUUUUUAUAAACAUACAAAACAAAGGUUAUGCUCCCUACCUGUCUUUCCCACACACUAUGAAACAAAGAACGCUCAUUCCCUUUCUGUUAAUUUCCUUACUACAAAAUGAAAGCCUCUAAUUAAAAGUUAGCCAGUACAAGACCACUCUAGACAUAUUCUGCUUACUCAAACCAAACUAAAAUAUGUCCUUUUGCAGUCUUACUAAAAAGUACCAUCAGUGUCCCCUCAGUUACUCCCAAGCAAUAUCACCCUUACUUCUCCUUUAUGACAACCUUCUCAUUCAACAUACUUAAAACGACCUGCCUCAGUUGUCAGUGAAUACAAACUUUUAUAGUCCAUUAUACAUCUAACUGCUGUUAUAAAAUGUUUAUCAGGAGCUAUCUCAAAACAAAAACCAGUCUGCAUAAAAUGCUCUCCUGUCAUAGCCCACUUAACCUUCCUAAAUUAAAAACAAUCAUAACAUGUUCUCUUCUUAAGGCUGGAAUCAUAAAUAAAUAAAUCAACAAACAAGAGGAACUUUAUUAAAUUUCUCUCAUCCUAUGAGCCAAACUUUGUAAAACAACAGAAUCUUGGGUUAAACUUUAUACCUCUAAUCUCAGUCUUCAUUUUUUCAUCCACAGCUAUAUAUUCAAUGCACGUCCAGGCAAAAGAAAUGAAGGUGGUUCUCUUAUCCUAACAAAAGCAACCUUGCCACACAAAAUGCAUCCUGCAAUGACACUGACCCCAGCUGGUUAACUAUAAACUAUUCAUCCUCAGAUAUUCCUGUACUAUCUUCCUAAUCCUUGUCUACCCCCCCCUUCAGUAACUACUACAAAUUCAAAUACAUCAUAGAUCAAAUUCUUUUCAAGUGGAACCCUCAGACAAUAUUAAUAUUCUAGGACACUUUUAUAUUAAUUUUCUUAACCAUGUCAAAACUAAUAUUCAUAUUCACUAAUAUUCAUGACUGCUUGACCAAAGUAGUCCACAAUCAACUCAUGAAAUAAUCUACCAAGGCCAAUUUUAGAUCAGGAAAAAAAUUCCUCCUGGUCCCUGUAAUUACCAUCUCCUUCAAUAACAUCUCUUCACUUACUAUUUUGCCAUCUUCACUUAGCAAUCACAUAUCAUCUUCUUCUGCUUUCGUGCUCCUCAAAGAAGCUCCCAACAAAAUUAAUUUAAUUUUAUCCCAAAACCAAAGCAAAUAUUAUAGCCCUGACCCUGAACAAUGGCAUAACCAACAUUAAUUAGUCUCUGUUCUCUGCCAUUACUAGCCUGUAAUAGCAAUCAAUACCCUAACCAACCUAUUUCUACACUUACAAACUUACAAAAUAAAUUAUUUCUCAAAGUCACAAAGUCACAUGUCUCGUUAUUGCCAAGGGUCAACAGUGGUUAACUAAACCAUUAUAAUAUCUUUUCAUAUUGAGGGACAGUGUAUAGAAACAGUAAAAAAUGUUCCUCUAGAUCACAAACAAAAAUUCAGUCUUCUUAUAAACCUAAUCAAAAGGUCCACCAAAAGACACACAACUAUGUACCCUCCAUUCUUCUCCCCAAAAAUGCCAUGACACACUUAAUGAAUCAGAUUACAGGGCGCUCUCUCUACAAAAACUCGGUAAUAGACAAUACAAUAACUUGCACACCAGGAAUCUUUUCCUCACAGAAUUUUUACAACUUCUUUCUACUCCUACCGCAGCCUACAAUCUCUCAUCUCAAACACCUGAGCUACCCUCGUUCACUCCUCCAUUUUACUACAAAGCUAUAAAAACAAAACAUAUUAAAAACUACUAGACCAACUUCCCCUGUCUCACCCACAGGUUUAAAUGGUUUGAUACCCUUGUUUUAUUCACCCCUCUGUAAACAACACCAUCUACAACAUCUCACAAUGCUUUUCAACUCAUGCAUAAAACAUCAUGUCCAAACCUUGGAAGCAAGUUCUAUUUAAAGUAAUCCUUAAAGGUCCUAAACUAUCAUCCACAAAAACAAAAAUUAGACCUAUCCCCAUUCUGCCACCCCUAAGUAAGAUAUUUGGAAAUAUUAUUUAUUCUCAACUCUGAAUAUCUGCAAAAUUAUAAGGUUCUGUCUUGUAACCAUAAUGGAUCCUAGUCAGAAAGAAGCACCAUGACUGUUUUAUGUACUGUGACUAAUGACAUCUUGCAAAACACUGGCAAAGGCAACUUAAAAGGCUUUAUUUUUGAAGUCAGAGUCAGGGCCUUUGGUCUAGUUGAGCCAACUCUUCCAUGGUUUAAAAGUUUACUAACAGGCAUUUUACAGUACAAAAAGGAAAUUCAACCCUGCCUACUAAACCCUAAUUAAAAGCGUCCCACAGAGAUCUGUCCUUUCACCAGCAUUUUUCUCCUUAUUUUUAAACACUCCCAGCUGACUUGUCACAUCUUACUAUCAUAGUUUACAUGAAUGACAUGCUAAUCUGAGGGUCUAAUUCCUUACAUAAAAUAAUAAAAAAAUACUUGAGACAGACAUCCAACAACUAUCUAGUUCAUUAAUCAAUAAUGAACUCAUACUAAACACCAAAAAACUAAAGCAAUUAUUUCUGGAACCCAGACCCAGCAAAAACUUCUUUCUAUUCACCAUGAGUGGAAUAUACUUCACAAAAGUCAGAUACCAUUUGAAACCACCAAACAUUUCAGAUAAUUAGGACUAUGACUGAAUCAACAAUCAGCAUUCAAUGCCUAUUUUACAGAAACUGUUAACAUUGUUGCAAGUAAUAAAAAACAUAUAUUUUAGCCUCUACCAACUGGUACUGCAUCAUGUCCCAUAAUAACAGAAGAUUAUCUACAAUUAUAAUAAAUAUAAUAAAGAUAAUCUACAACUCUGUGAAUAAAAUCAUCCCUACUACUGCCAUGGACUCUGAUAGUAUACCAACUAUAUUAUCUCAUACUCAAAGAACAGAUCUGUCCAAUUCUAUACAACAUGUUUAAUAAGCUAUUAAUGGACUUUAUUAUUCCAGAGCCAUAGAAAAAGUCAAUAUAAUUCCCAUUUACAGAAAGGACAACUGCAGGCCAAUCAGUCUGACCUUGUUAACAUUGCAAAUAUUUUGAGAUAUGUCUACUUGAACAUGUUUUAGAUUCUGUUAAUUAUUUUAAAAUUCAUGAGUCAAGUCAAUGUGGAUUUACUUAUAGAAAGUUUAUGCUGUCAAAUCUGGCUGAAUUUUAUUAUUACAUUAGCACAGCAACUGAACAUGGCCUUUGUGCAAGGAUGGUGUGUGUAGACUUGUCAAAGGCCUUCAAUACACAUCUUCAUUCUACAAUAAAUACAUAAUUAAGAGGGUGUACAAUUAAUCUCCAUUUGAUCAACUGAAGUAAUCAAUGGCUGACUGGUAAAACACAAUGCGUUUCUAUACCAGGAACAAAUUCUGACUAUCUUUCUGCGAUGAGAGACGUGCCUCAGGGCUCAGUACUGCGACUUUUGUUAUUUAAUCUUGUAUUCUCUACAAGUCCAACUAACAAUUACUGUUGGUAUUCUAAAUACGCAUAUGAUUGUCAGCUGGGAUUUAUAACUAAUUCUGUGAAAGAUUCUUUGCCAUUUAACUUGAUUCUAAAUAACGUUUCUGAACUGGCCGAAAAAUAUGGGUCUACAAAUUAGUAUUGAUGAAUUUCAAGUUAUAUACUUUGGCAAGUCAUCUAUAAGACAUCUGUUACACCUGGCAGGUUCAUAUUUGGAAGUAGUAAAUGAAUAUAAAUAUUUGGGAAUUCACAUAUCAUCUAAUUUACCUUUCAAAAAACAUCUCAGUGUUAUUAGAAAGUGUGCUUUUGCUCAGGUGGGUUUAUUAUUAUUAAAAAUCAACAUCUCUAAGAAAUGAAAAUAAUCUGGUCUCACUUUACAAACCUUAUAUAAGACUGUACUGGAAUAUAUCAUUGCUUAUAAAGCCUAUAUAUAGGGAUGAACUACUACAGAUUUUGUUUAAUAUUCAUCUGAUAUCUAACUCUUGCAAACACAAAUAUAAAAACAUUAACUUUGAUGUUUAGUGUAAUAAGAUUUAAAUUCCUUGCACAAUUAAUUCCUAUAGUCAGGAAUAAAAUCUCUUGAUAUAUUCAAAUGGCCGCAAACAUAGAUUUAUUUCAAAUCAGCUUGGAUUACUGGAUAGACGAUUAUGUGUCUGAUGAUUCUUUCAAUUAAUUUGUUUUACUAAAUGACAUUCAGGUCUGAACACUAAGUAAAACAUAUGAAACACAUUGUCUUCAGAUACAAUAUAGAAAUUACCACAUCCAAAAUCAGUACACUCCUUUUCUGGGCAAAGUGAAUCUCUCAUUUUCUAUUUCCAGAAGAGAGAAUGGCAAUUGCUAAAUGAGUACUCCUCACUUGGCUUGAAUAUGGGCUAGUUGUAACUGCUGCUGCAAACGUUAGCAUAAAGCAUAAGAAGAUUUAUUAAACUUACCCUAGAAACAGAGCAUCAUUGCCAUGUACUCUCAAAGUGAAAUGAUGACCCAUAACACAAAACUGUAGAUAGUUCAACUGGCACCCAAGGUGAUUCCCCCAAGUAACACCCCCCACACACAUACACAGAUAAAGACCCAGAAAAAGAAAUUCAUCCACAGUUGAGAACAAAAGAAAAUGUCCUCCAGACAAAUAAAUGUUAUGUUUCCACAUAAUAGCUCAUUUUAUGUCUGAGACACCUUUCAUAAAAUGUAGCAAGGAGCUGUCUGUACUAGCUCCUUGCUACUUUUCAUAGGUUGUAGGAGAUUACUAGGCUAAUGGUCCUAGAGCCUUUUUAAGCCUAGCCAUUCAUGCCCCAAUUUUCCCAAUUACCCAUGCCCAAGGACUAGAAUAGCUUUGGUGCAUGCCUGCACCUUGGCUAUCUACAAGCUGCAUCUGUCCAGAAGGGACACAGGUGAAAAGCCAAAGGAAAAUUUGUGAUUUCCUUUGAAUGUGAAUAAACUUAGGGAACAGCUGUGCUUCACAUGAAUGAGGACCAUUUCCUAACACAUACACACACACACACACAAACGCUGCUUGCACCCAACUGCCAACAAAAGUGAUCACUCUAAUAGUUUCAGGGGUGAAAUGACACUUCUUCUGUAGUGCUGAUUAUGCCCCCUAACGGCUUUUGUUCAGUGCAGUUACCUCCUUUGACUUGACCAAGAUGCGACUCUGCAGUAAUACAUAAAAUUAAAUUAUUUCUAAGUUCUCUUCUUUAAACUAGUUAAUCUGGAUUAUUUCCUAUUAUUCAAAGAACAGGUACAUCUAACGAUAACCUUAUGUCAGUAUAACCAUGUACCAUCACUCUUCGGUCCCCAGAACCAAGCUGCACAAACAUAAUUUUUUUUCUGUGAUGGAACCACAAACCUGGGAAUCCCUGCCAUCUAAGCUAAAGCAAACUACCUGAUACCCUACCUUUAGGGUUAUCCUUGAAAUAAUUCUUAUUCAAAGAUGCAUUCUGCAAAUAUUUUAAAAACAUUUGUAUAACCUGACAUAUUCAUCCUUAUCCCCCUUUUCUACUCAAAAAAUCCCCUGGGGAAAAUUUCUUUCAUGCUAGCUUACUGACUCCUUAGUGAGAUGGGAAAACAGAGAAAUGAUAAAAUCGUCUUCGCCUUCUCUCUCUUCUUCAGCAUAUCUUUUAUGCAGUAAUUGUAAAUAUUGUAAAUAAUUUGAAUUGUUCUUCUACCGUCUUCAUGUCUGGUUGUAUCAUACAGAAAUUUUCUGUACAGCUUUUGUACACAGUGAUUUGUACUUAACUUUGACUUAUCUGACUACUGAUUCAUAUGUAUUCAGUGUAACUGCACUUAUUAUUCUGAACCUAUAAUUAAUGUCUCAUUUUAUUGUACUUUGUCCCAGGCUGAACCUGAAACAGUUUAGGUAGAUAGCUAAGACUCUACCAUGAUUAACAUAUUAAAAUAAACAAACAAAACAAAAUUAA